This is a messenger RNA of Zootoca vivipara (common lizard), 651 nucleotides long. RefSeq names its product deubiquitinase DESI2-like. NCBI's taxonomy places the organism in Eukaryota, Metazoa, Chordata, Lepidosauria, Squamata, Lacertidae. The record is from RefSeq and is a predicted model, not a curated record. Gene Ontology annotation, molecular function: deubiquitinase activity. Gene Ontology annotation, biological process: protein deubiquitination.
AUGAACUUCCCCUGUGAUGCUUCUACCAAGUGGGAAGACCACUUCUGGGGUUGCUUUGACACAUUCCACAGCUCCUCGUGUUCUGACUCAGUUCUGCAGUACUGGAUAAAUGAAUACACUUCCACGUUGGGCAUUGGAGUCUUCCACUCUGGGAUUGAGAUCUAUGGCAGAGAGUUUGCCUAUGGAGGGCAUCCCUACCCUUUCAGCGGGAUUUUCGAAAUCACACCAGGCAGUGCUGUGGAGCUUGGCGAGACCUUUAAAUUCAAAGAAUCCAUUGCCUUGGGCACUACAGACUUUACGGAAGAAGAUGUGGAUAAAAUCAUGGAGGAACUGGGCAAGGAGUACAAGGGCAAUGCCUACCACCUCAUGCACAAGAAUUGCAAUCACUUUUCAGCUGCUCUGGCAGAGAUCCUGUGUGGGAAGGAAAUCCCCCGCUGGGUGAACCGGCUGGCCUACUUCAGCUCCUGUAUUCCCUUCCUGCAAAGCUGCCUGCCCAAGGAAUGGCUGACUCCAGCAGCCCUGCAGAGCCACAUCAGCCUUGGCCUCCACAAGGAAGAGCAGGGAGACACCACCGACGAGGAAUCCCCGUCCACUUCCGCAGCGGCCUCUGCCUCAGGCCCUUCACGGACCUGCAGACACACGAGGGUCUGA